CAUACAUUUCUUCUGGUUCUCUACGUCUACAGUUUGGUUGUGUGCCAGUUCAAAAAGAAUUUCAAAAUUUUUGCCAUCAGGAAAAAAGUUAAAAUGUCGGACAAGCCUAAGCGUCCAAUGUCAGCUUACAUGCUGUGGCUCAACAGUGCAAGAGAAAAGAUAAAGGCCGAUAAUCCUGGCCUAAAAGUUACGGAAAUUGCCAAAAAAGGUGGUGAAAUAUGGAGAUCAAUGAAAGAUAAGAGUGUUUGGGAAGAAAAAGCAGCAGAAGCAAAAGAACAGUACACAAAAGAUUUAGAGUCAUAUAAUGCAAAUGGUGGUGGUGGUGAGGGAGGUGGCAAGAAGGCCCAAAAGAGAGGGAAAAAAGGCAAGAAAGCAUCGGCACCUGCUAAGGCCAAGAAGAAGAAGGAUGAGUCUGAGGAGGAAGAGGGUGAUGAGGAAGAAGAGGAAGAAAGCGAAUGAUCUCCCAACCUACAAAAUAAUUCUGUUCAUAUUGAAUAAUUUACUUGGACUUAAUUUAUUACAAAGUUAAAAUGGACUGACUUUCCAAAGUCUGUAACUGCAGUUCACUUUUUUUUUCUAUCCUGAUAUACAUUUUGAUUUUUAACUUUUAAUUGGAUGCAAUUUAUAGUGAAAACCAUUAAUUUGGUCUUAAUGAAGUUGUUGAAUUUUUUCUGUGUUAUUAUUAUACUUCAUAAUAUUGUAGUAUUUAGUGGUAAUAGUUGUAAGAUGACUGCAGAAUUUGGAAAGUUUCACCACAGGCUAGGUUCUAGGUUUCCAAGCCUCGAAAAAAAAUAAUGUUUAAGUGUUAGCAUGUAUACACCAGGGAAUUGUACAGUUAGCCCUCCCUCGUUAAGUUCGCUGUGACUACUGGAUGCUCACAUUUGUGAUGUACGAUUUGGUUUUAUCAAAACUUGUAUGUCUGCAACUCCCAAUUCUGCUCUAUAUUGUAUUAAAGCUGUGCUUUGAUUUUAAUAUGCCAUACUUAAUAAUGUUUUGUGAAUCCACAUGGCAUAACAGUUUUGGUCAAACUACCAAUAUGUAAAAUUAGAGACUAUUCAAUUAUGACUUAAUGUUAGUUAAACCUACCUCUUCUCACUGUAAAUUGCAUUAUGACAACAAUACCAAACUUAGCUAAGAACCGAUGACGCUUGACUGCGUCUUGUGUCGAACGAUUAAGUAAUUUAGGAAAUUGAUGUGUAUGUUGUAUUUUUAGUUAAAUUAGGUAGGUUUUCGAUGUGAUUUGUCUCUCAAAUUUUACAUUUGUGUUAUUUGUAAAUGAGAAUUAGCAUUCCUCAUGUCAAUACGGAUUUUACAUGUUCAAUAAAGUAAUUUCAUA
Messenger RNA from Diatraea saccharalis (sugarcane borer), 1336 nucleotides. The record is from the annotation of a GenBank genome assembly. Lineage: Eukaryota; Metazoa; Arthropoda; Insecta; Lepidoptera; Crambidae.